Cryptomeria japonica (Japanese cedar) is the source of this 1264-nucleotide messenger RNA. Its product is annotated as multiple organellar RNA editing factor 9, chloroplastic. The transcript is spliced from 5 exons. The record is from RefSeq and is a predicted model, not a curated record. Gene Ontology annotation, cellular component: mitochondrion. Gene Ontology annotation, biological process: cytidine to uridine editing; mitochondrial mRNA modification. Lineage: Eukaryota; Viridiplantae; Streptophyta; Pinopsida; Cupressales; Cupressaceae. The coding region runs from base 138 to 938 and encodes 266 amino acids.
AAAAGCUCGAAUGGUAUGAGGAUGAUGCGACCCAAAACUCCCACCUAUUAAGGCAACCGAAAGAUCUAUCUUUUAAAAUCACACCUUUUUACUUAGUAGUUAGGACCCUCUUUCAUUUUUCUCACUUCAUUUCACAGAUGGCCCUCUUCUAUCCCUGUCCGUGUUCCUCUUCAUGUCAUCCCAAGCAUCCACCCUUAUCUCAAACACCAUCUUCUUCUCUGCCAAAAACCUCAUUUUCUUAUUCCCUUUCCCCACUUCUCUAUUCCUCAUUUCAGAACAGUUCAUUCUCUGCUCUGGCUAUCCAAUCCCUCAAGCCCAAAUUAGUGAAACCCACUUUGUCCAACAUCAAAUCAACAAGACCCACUGUACACAACAACAAAUAUAUCUGCUGUGCCGUAAAUGAUUCAUCUUCCAACUAUGGUGGCAACAGGCCUCCCAGGGAAACCAUACUGCUUCCAGGCUGUGAUUAUGAACACUGGCUUAUUGUUAUGGAGUUUCCCAAGGAACUGAAACCUUCUUCGGAGGAAAUGAUUGACACAUAUAUUAAGACACUUGCCCAAGUUGUAGGAAGCGAAGAGGAGGCCAAAAAGAGAAUAUACGCAUUGUCUACGACAACUUACACUGGAUUUCAAGCACUAAUUUCGGAGGAACUUUCUGAAAAAUGCAAGGGGCUACCUGGAGUGCUUUGGGUUCUGCCUGAUUCUUACAUUGAUGUCCCCAACAAAGAUUAUGGAGGGGACAAGUUUGUAGAUGGGAAGGUGGUACCAAGACCUCAACCAAGACAAACUGAGAGGCCACCACCCCGCAAGAGUUACAGCAAGGCACGGUCAUAUGAGCCACGACGAUAUGAGAGAAGAAGAGACGGGCCGCCGGUCUCACAAAGAAAUCCUACUCCUGAGCCUCAACAAACAGAUAUGGUGCAGACUGAAGGGCAAUAAAGAUGGUUGUGCAGAUGCAUCAGGGUUAUUUAUUGUUUAGUUGAGUUAGGUAGUUUACUUGUAUUCUAUUAUGUACGGGUUAUGUUUUCUUCUUUUAUCAGAUAUUUGGGGGGUCUAGUUGAAGCCUUUUUAAAGAUCAUUGGGAUCUUUCAUGAGAUUGAAGUUAGAAUUUAGUUCUUCAAUACAUUUUUGUUUGUUAGCAGCAUUUCAGAGGAUUAUAAAAUCAGAAGACUCUCCCAUUGACAAUGCUGUAAAUGAGUAACAUCAUAUUUUACAAACAUCUUCACCUGUUAUUAAGAUUCAGGCAAAAUCACUUACAGGCUUUC